AACUUCAACAAUAUUUUUUUCACCCCUGGUUCGAACAAAAACAAUUCAAGACGUUUGGAAAAAAGGUUUUUGUUCUGGGAGUUCUUCAGCUGGGCCUGUUUUUGCGAUCCUUCAGCAUGGCAUGGCGCUCUGUAGGAACGAGCAACCAGGAUCUCAUCAGGCAACUGAAGGAGAACGGCGUAAUUGCAAGCGAGGCAGUGGCCGAUGCCAUGGCAGCGACGGACCGCAAGCAUUAUUCUCCUCGGAACCCCUAUAUGGAUGCUCCCCAGCCUAUUGGCGGAGGUGUCACCAUCAGUGCUCCCCACAUGCAUGCUUUUGCGUUGGAAUAUCUACGCGAUCACCUUAAGCCCGGUGCCCACGUCCUGGACGUUGGCUCUGGAUCGGGAUACCUAACAGCUUGCUUCUACCGCUACAUCAAGGCGAAGGGAACGAAUCCGGAUACUCGAAUUGUGGGUAUAGAACACCAGGCUGAUUUGGUGAACAUGAGCAAGGCCAAUCUGAACGCUGACGAUCGCGAGAUUCUCAACUCCGGCCAUUUUGAGAUUGUACAGGGUGACGGGCGCAAGGGAUACCCCAGUAGGGCCCCCUACAAUGCCAUUCACGUGGGCGCAGCUGCUCCGGACACCCCCACUGAGCUGAUCAACCAGCUGGCUAACGGCGGCCGUCUCAUUGUGCCCGUGGGUCCCGACGGUGGGUCACAGUACAUGCAACAGUACGACAAGGACUCUAAUGGCAAGGUACAGAUGACCCGACUCAUGGGCGUGAUGUACGUGCCCCUAACGGAUCUCCGGUCCUGACUGCAGCUGAUUAUCAAGGCGCUGGUUGUGGUGCUCCUGAUCGGUUGGGUCUUUAAUAGAUAUUGGGCCCAUUACCGCGAUUAAUAUUUAAUAACUUAGUAGUAUUAAUAACUAAAUACCCACAAAAUUAUUGUGCUUCAUAUCGCAUUGAGUUUAAUUAAAAUUACUUCCUGAACAUCCACUA
Molecule: messenger RNA, 981 nt
Organism: Drosophila ananassae
Lineage: Eukaryota; Metazoa; Arthropoda; Insecta; Diptera; Drosophilidae
Gene: Pcmt
Product: protein-L-isoaspartate(D-aspartate) O-methyltransferase
Exons: 4
Coding region: 117-797 (226 amino acids)
Biological process (GO): protein modification process
Cellular component (GO): cytoplasm
Molecular function (GO): protein-L-isoaspartate (D-aspartate) O-methyltransferase activity
Source: RefSeq, a predicted model, not a curated record